This is a messenger RNA of Actinia tenebrosa (Australian red waratah sea anemone), 4494 nucleotides long. RefSeq lists its product as uncharacterized. Gene Ontology annotation, molecular function: centromeric DNA binding. Gene Ontology annotation, biological process: kinetochore assembly; attachment of mitotic spindle microtubules to kinetochore; spindle attachment to meiosis I kinetochore. NCBI's taxonomy places the organism in Eukaryota, Metazoa, Cnidaria, Anthozoa, Actiniaria, Actiniidae. The record is from RefSeq and is a predicted model, not a curated record. Gene Ontology annotation, cellular component: kinetochore.
AGAGYGAUGUCAGCACAGUUUCUAACAAAGAUUUAAAAAAUGAUAGCAAGUUGUCCACCUCUGUGAAAACAUCAGAACUAAAUGAAAAGAGCCAGGAAGAAGGCCCAGAAAAUAAUGAAAACAUGUCRCAGUUGCUUGAACCUGUAAAGAACUCUCCAUUGUCCUGCCACUCAAAGGAGAAUAACGAUAUCGUUACACCAGAAGAAAGAGAAAUAGACAUCUCUUCGAACUCAACAGGCACAGCAGUUAAAUGCAGUGUGGCAUCAACUGAGCCUACACCACAGUUCUUUGGCUCCAAGAAAAGAUUGUUCCCUUCUGCUGAGAUUGCGGACACCACAAGGGAGAAAAUCAUCGAAGCAGAAGAGGAUAUUGAUAUAGUUGGUGUAAGUGAUGAAGAAGAAGAGGAAACAAAUGCACGAUGCAGGCAAAAAGAAAAGGCAGYUCCCAAAACAACAACAGAAGAUGAUUAUGAUGAUGAUGAUAUUGAUGUCCUGGAUGUAGAUGGUGGCGACACACCCUGCGUAACCUUUAAUCAUGACAAAUCUAAAGGUUCAAAGGUCAAAGGUGGUGUGCAGGAAGACGAAGCAGCCACUGGUGCAAAAACCAAAGAUGACACUGUGAUUGUGGAUAUAGAAGACGACAGUACCUUCGUGACUUUGGGUAAUAAAUCCAAGAUAUCAAUGCUYAAAAGCAUGUCUCAUGAUGACUUGGCUCUAGAUAAUGAAGAAAGCUAUCAGAUGGAUGAAAGCGUUGUCCUGGAAGGGACAAAACACAAAGCUAUGUCACCAGACUUUGGUUCUGUGUCCAGCCAUGCUUCAAAGAACAAUGGGACGGAGAAUGAUGUAACAGAAGACAUGGUAAAACCCAAGGGAAGACAAACCAGGAGAUCUAAGAAACCAGUCACAAGGAAAAGUAGCAAAGAACAAGAGCAAGAAGAAGAUGCGGAGAAUCAGGAUGACAAGUCUGUUGAUCACCAAGCAGACGAUAACACAACUGUGAACCCUGUAGAAAGAAAAGCUAAAGGGAGAUCUAAGAAAUCUGUAUCGAAUAAAAGCUUAAAGGAAAAGCAAGAAGAGAGUCAGGAAAAUGUUGCUCUUAAUUUAACCAGUGCAAACCAGACAAAUGGGGAGGAUAUGGAAAAUGCCAACUCUGUUAAGAAAGCUACAAGAAAAUCUAAGAGAUCAGUGCAAAAUAAAAACAUGAAGGAAAAGAUAAAAGGAGAGAAUCUGAAAGAUAUKWCUGUCAAUUUAACCAGUCUAGAUCAGACAAAGGAGGAUAACACGACUCAUGCCAACUCUGUUAAGAAAGCCACAAGGAAGUCCAAGAGGUCAGCGCCAAAUAAAAGUAUGACGGAAAAAGAAAACGGAGAGAGAAAAUCUACCAGGACAAGCCAGAAAGAACAAGACAGUAAGAAUGCAGCAGACGCUGUUGAACCGGAGGGCGAAGAAAGAAUCAUGACCAGGAGAGCAAGGAUGUUGAAUGMAUCGAACCAUGCGAGUAUAACAAACACUAGCCUUAAUGAUAAAUCCUUCAACAAGAAGAAUGGUAAAAAGACUUCUACACCUGGAAGACGGUCUACACGGUCCAAGAUGAACAAGAGCAUGGCUUCAGAUAAAAGUGCCAUCUCCGGGGAAUCAAGGAGUGAGAAAAAUAURAACGAAAUCACGAGUAUGSGUGUGGUAGAAGAAGAUGUYUCUAAUGAUGAGAUUCAAGGUGUAGAUGGUGGAAACACAAGUGUUGCAUUGGGAAUGGAAGAUCAUGUGUUUKGYGAUGCAGAAUAUGAAGCUAAUGACACCGACUUACAUGACCCCCAAGGAGAAGAUGGAUGCUUCGAUACCCUGAAAGAUCGGUUAAGUAAGGGGCGGUCGUCAACAAGGAACGAGUCGCAAGUGAGCGACAACGCAUCUAAAACUGUAAGAGAGGAGGUGCAAGAGGCAGAUAGCUUUGACGUCGAAGAAAAUGGUGGCAAUGAUGAUGAUGUUGAUGGUGAUGAUGAACAAGAGUCGCAACAAGAGAUUAGCAAAAAACCUACAAAAACCAGCAAGAAAGUUAAAGGAAGGAAAGCGGGGAACAAAGGGGCUGCUUGGAGGGCAAUGCUUAACAACCAGGGUAGUGACUCAAACCAUGAUGAUGAUGAUGAACAUCAUGAUAAUGAUGAUGAUAACCAUGAUGAUGAUAAGGAAGACGAUAAGAACCAAGAUGACGAUAAAAACAAUUCAAAAAUAAUUUCAAAUAAUGCGAAGACAAAGUCUAAAGACAUGAAGGAAAACGUAUCUUCCAGUAGCAGUUCAGACGGCGAUAAARAUGGAGUCAAUAAGAAAAAAACACCGCGAAAGCGAACAAAAAAAUUAACAAUGGCUCGCCGUUCUCGCCGAGGGAAAUCCAGUGGAACAAAUAAGACUACCGGAAGUGAUAUCACAGAUCAGGAAGGAACUGCUGAUGAAGGUGACGAUGGCUCUCAAGAAGAUGAGAGCAGACUAAAUAGUACGAUAGCAGGUGGCCAAACUGUUGAUAAAACCAUAAAUAAAUCCUCAAAAAAGAGAACAAACCAGACAAGAAUUGAAUCGAUGCAUGUUGUAGACCCAAGCACGCCAGUUGUCUUUAAUGGUAGUCCAUACGUGUUGCCGCCUGGCUCAGUCAAGUCUAUUUUAAAAUCAAGCGUUCAAAGAACCCAGUCAGCUGAUGCCAAAAAGCGUAGAGUAAGUAUUGCUCCAAACGAAAAGGGCUCAUCCUUCGGCGCAGAUGAUGAUGAUGGUGAUGAUGAAGGUGGGAAGUCAAGCUACCCUGGGCGUCGACGCAAGUCCUCGGUCAGUUUCGCCCCCACUCCAUCAUUUCGCAUUACACCUGAUGAUUUCUCAACACCUGAGGAAAGUCCUGGUGAACUAGCAAGGCUGUCUUUCGUUACCAACUACAGUGGUUUCACGUCAGAAGACAAUACCUUCACCCCAGGUGUCCUUGGCUCUGCUUCCCUCUCUUCCUCUGCCUCCUCCUCUCUUACCUCGAUCUCUGACACCAGCAGCGUGAAUGAAUCCCAGGAGAUUACGAUCAACAACUCAAAGAGAAAACUAAUAGAURAAGAGGAUGAUAGCGGUGUUAGACGUAGUAAGAGAACUAAGGUACCUCCUCUGGAAUACUGGAAGAACGAAAGGAUAAAAUACGAAAGAAGACAAUCUGGCUGGUUCGUAAGCGGAAUCGAAAAGGUACCRACUCCAAGCGUUCCCAAGCGAAAACCAAAGAAACCGAAAAAGGAGAAGAAACGAGAAGCUAUUGGAAAGGAGUCGUACGAAGAGGAAGCUAAUGACUUCUAUGAUGAACCUGCAGAUAUGGAAGAAGUAACGUAUACCGCAGUACCAGUYGUAAACCCAGACACUGGGGAACAAGUUGAACUAGACCUUGUUCAUACACAGGAAAUGCUGAAAUUCGUAAAUACAUCAGGAAAACCUGCCAAAGCCGAAGAUGCCCUCAUCAUGGACAAGUUUAUGUCACAUAAUCUCUUUGGGUCUGGCCAGAUUGUACUGAGACCUGGAGCCGAGAAGGGCAAACAACAUGUUAGAAAUGAUACCAUGGUUUUUCACGUUAUGAGGGGUCGAGUGGAAGUAACGGUACACGAAACUACGAUGUCAUUACGAACUGGAUCGACAUUCUUUGUUCCAACAGGAAACUGGUAUAACAUCAAAAAUGUUCAGAAUUCAGACGCAAGGCUCCUCUUUGUCCAGAUAAAGGGCUAAACUAGUGUCAACAAUUGAAAUACUCAAGACCCGCCAAGAACUAGUCCACCUUGACAUCAUCACGACAUCAUACCAACAUCAUACCAACUGUACAUAUAUAGAGAUAGCUUACCCAAGAGAUUUGAUAGAAGUAGAGAGAUCCUGUCAGUGGUGCCAUGACCAGGGGCCAUGCAGCCUUGAAAGUGCGGGCUGCGAUCUGAAGAUCCAGGCAUUUGCGGCACCGAACAUUCUGCGAGAUCACUGGAGUGGAUCAUCACCAUAGACCACUUGACGUUCGCAGAGAGAGAUGUUUAAAAGGACUGCAUCAUGUAGUUGUAUAUAGUACUCUGGGUAAAAGUGUUUUCGCCUGAUAUGAAAAAUACGAAAACAUAAAAUUCGGACACACAGCUGUWUUUGUCUUUCUGCGACUAYCACACCCUCCAGACGUCUCAGUUUUUACAGUGCUUCUCAAUAGCACGCGCAGAAUCGUACAAUUUGCCGAGCUAUAGACCCCUUGCAUGUGAUGUCAAAGCAGCUGGAUCUGGGAAACAAAACAAAAGAAUUCCAAUCUCCUGAGAAUUGGAACCUAUUAUUUUGUCCUCCAGAUUGAGCUGCAUUCCAACAUGCUGCAAGGGGUCUAUACCACGUUGGGACUGAAAUAUCGGAGUCGCAGAAACCUAAAUUAGUUUAAAUUCGAAAAGAAACAAAUAUGUUUUUAUGCUUUCUUAGCAUGAUAUAAAUGCAUGAUAGAAAUAUACGAGUUUUAUUAAAACACCAUUUAGUGUUC